AUGUCACCACAGAGAAAGCUGCUGCUGUUGGGCACCUUUGUCCACUCCAAGACCCAGCAGGACCUGGAUUUCCUGCACAAGGCGGGAAUCGCCGUCGACGCCCACGGCAAGAUUGCGGCCAUUGAGCGGGAUGCGCACGAUUUGAGCGAGGUCAAGGCGCGGCUGCUGGCCAAGCUUGGCUGGGAUGAGGCAGAGGUGGACGUGACGGAGGCGACUGAGGGACAGUUUUUCUUUCCGGGCUUUGUGGACACACACAUCCACGCCUCUCAGUAUGCCAAUGCCGGCAUCUUUGGCAAAUCAAGUCUCUUGGAAUGGCUCGAGACAUACACCUUCCCCCUCGAAGCCAGCCUCAAGGAUCUCUCCAAGGCGCGCCGCGUGUAUUCCAGAUGCAUCCGCCGCACGCUCUCACACGGAACCACAACGGCAACCUAUUUCGCCACCCGCGAUGUCCCCGCGACGAAUCUGCUGGCGGACCUGUGUCUGUCCAUGGGCCAGCGAGCGUUUGUCGGCCGAGUGUGCAUGGACAGGCCUGACAUGAAUCCCGCCUACUAUCGCGAUGCCUCUGCGAGCGAAAGCGUGGAGGCAACGCAGCAAGUGAUUGACCACAUACGUACCAUCGACCCAGGCUUCGACGUCGUCUCCCCCAUUAUUACGCCUCGCUUCGCCCCUUCGUGCUCGGCCGAGGCCAUGAAGGGCCUGGCAGAGCUGCAUCGCCAGACGGGCCUCCCCAUCCAGACUCACGUCUCGGAGAACCCCGGCGAGAUCCAGCUCGUGGCGCAGCUGUUCCCAGAAAGCAACUCAUACACUGACCUCUACGACAAGUGUGGCCUGCUCACGCCACGCACGGUGCUAGCCCACGCGGUACACAUCUCAGAGGAGGAGGCGGAUCUCAUUGCGCACAACAAGUCCAAGGUCUCUCACUGCCCGUGCAGCAACACGUGCUUGACCAGUGGACCUGCGAGGGUACGGUGGAUGUGGGAUAAGGGUAUCGAUGUUGGGCUAGGGACGGACGUCAGCGGCGGAUACAGCCCUUCGAUCCUAGAAGCCGCCAGACAAGCCGCAAUGGUGAGCCGGCAUGUAGCCAUGGCCAUCGAGGAAGAGAAGGAAAAGGAGAGGGCCAAGUUGACGGUCGAAGAGGUGCUGUAUCUCGCCACAAGGGGAGGAGCUCGCUGUGUAGGGCUGGAGGACAAGAUUGGGGGGUUCGAAGUAGGCAUGGAGUGGGAUGCGCAGCUGGUGACUCUGAACGAAGUCAAUGGCGAUGGGGAGGUGCACGAUGAAGAUGACGACCAUGGUUUUGUUGAUAUGUUUGGGUGGGAGACUUGGGGUGAUAGAGUGGCCAAGUGGGUGUACAAUGGAGACGACCGGAACACGAAGCGGGUUUGGGUCAAGGGCAGACUGGUGCAUAGACGGAAAUGA
This is a messenger RNA of Trichoderma harzianum CBS 226.95, 1416 nucleotides long. RefSeq lists its product as hypothetical. Gene Ontology annotation, molecular function: zinc ion binding; guanine deaminase activity. The transcript is spliced from 2 exons. The record is from RefSeq and is a predicted model, not a curated record. NCBI's taxonomy places the organism in Eukaryota, Fungi, Ascomycota, Sordariomycetes, Hypocreales, Hypocreaceae. Gene Ontology annotation, cellular component: cytosol. The coding region runs from base 1 to 1416 and encodes 471 amino acids. Gene Ontology annotation, biological process: guanine catabolic process.